Messenger RNA from Solanum verrucosum, 291 nucleotides. RefSeq lists its product as uncharacterized. Lineage: Eukaryota; Viridiplantae; Streptophyta; Magnoliopsida; Solanales; Solanaceae. The record is from RefSeq and is a predicted model, not a curated record. The coding region runs from base 1 to 291 and encodes 96 amino acids. The transcript has a single exon.
AUGGGAUUGUGUUUUAGCAAAAACUCUGCCUCCAAAAAUAACGUAGAGAAGACAAAGAAGAAAAAUAAUUAUGUUUAUGGUACUAGAACAACACGGGAUAGCACAACUUGUAGUAGUGGAAGUGUGGCUUAUAUAUACGGGCUAGCGGCUACUGGAGGCGGUGGUUGUGGUGGUGGAGGUGAUGGUUGUGGAGGAGGUGGUGGUGGUUGCGGUGGAGGUGGAGGUGGUGGUGGUUGCGGUGGUGACAGUGGUUGUGGAGGAGGUGGCGGUGGUUGUGGAGGAGGAUGCUAG